Messenger RNA from Jaminaea rosea, 3634 nucleotides. Its product is annotated as DNase I-like protein. Gene Ontology annotation, molecular function: phosphatidylinositol-3,5-bisphosphate 5-phosphatase activity; phosphatidylinositol-4,5-bisphosphate 5-phosphatase activity. The record is from RefSeq and is a predicted model, not a curated record. NCBI's taxonomy places the organism in Eukaryota, Fungi, Basidiomycota, Exobasidiomycetes, Microstromatales. Gene Ontology annotation, cellular component: membrane; cytoplasm. Gene Ontology annotation, biological process: phosphatidylinositol dephosphorylation. The transcript is spliced from 4 exons. The coding region runs from base 60 to 3593 and encodes 1177 amino acids.
CUCGCAUCUCGACGUUACUCUCUUCGUGGCUCCUCAUCCUCUUCGCAGGAGCGGCGAUCAUGCACGUCUGGCUCAGAUCAUCCCCACGAGCCAUCGUCCUCGUCAACAACAACAACAAGGGACAUCCAGCCUCAGCAUCGGCCCUCGUCAUUUCGACAGCGGCUGCCAGUCAUGAAGCUUCCUCAUCGACGAGCCCAGCGAGGGCCACUGUCCACUUGCAUACACUCGCAGAGGUAGACUUGGAUUCAUGCGUUAGGCUGACAGAGGGGUAUCAAGAGGCGGCGGGUUGUCUAGGGCUGAUCAACGUCGGGAAUGACCUCUUCGUCGCCGUCGUCACACGCGCUUCACCUAUCGGCGCUAUUCGACCAGAGGAGAAAGUCAUGUCGAUCAGUGGCGUAGCCUUCUAUUGCGUCAAUCGUCCAACCUGGGACGGCCUGGACGCCCCUCCUGACCUGCAACACCCGGGCAUCGGCACCUCUACAUCGGGAUCCACCCUCGACCCGUACGACGCCAUCCUCCCUUCUCAGACACCCGCAGCAGCAGGCAAUACCACCCCUGGAGCAGCUGAGCAUCCUUGCACUAGCCUCAAGAGACUGCUAAGCGCAGGCUCAUUCUACUACGCGGCAGAGGGUGCCUUCGACCUCUCUACCCGAUUGGAUCGGCGUGUGGGGAGGAACGUGGCGACGCACGAUAUUUCUCGGUACGAUGGGCGCUUUGUCUGGAACACGUUCAUGAUCGAGCCACUCAUGGACUUCCGCAGUCGACUGGACGCAGACGAGCGGGCGCGGUUGGAUGGGCACGGCUUCUUCCUCCUCGCCAUUCAGGGGUACGUCGCCGUCUUCGACAUGUCGAAGCCGGUGCUGGUCAAUACGCCAGCAGAGUCGACAACAACAGGCCUGUCAGCAGACGAGAAGCACCCCACGACCAGUUUAGCAAUCGUCAGUCGCCUCAGCUGGAAACGCGCCGGCACUCGAUUCUACACGCGAGGGGUCGACGAUGAUGGAAAUGUGGCCAAUUUUGUCGAGAGUGAGACCAUAUUCUGUCACGAGGGAGUCACAACAAGCUACGUACAGCUACGAGGGUCGAUCCCAUUGUUCUGGGAGCAACAAGGUCUCCAAGCCUUCUCGCCUCGCAUUCAGAUCACUCGCUCCCGUCAAGCCUCGCAGCCAGCCUACGAUAGGCACUUUGCCGAUCUACUCUCCCACUACUCGCGGGUGCACGCUUUGAACUUGCUAGGAACAAGGGACGCCGAGCAAGUCCUUUCCUCGGCCUAUGCUGAGCACAUGCGCCAUUCCUCUGCCGUAGAUUCGGCCGCUCCUCCGGAACAAGAUCCUGAAGACGUAGCAGCGGCCGCCGCGAGCUUUGGAGACGAUACAGAGCGAUUAUCCAUCACCAACUUCGACUUCCAUACUGUCAGUCGGAAUGCUGGCGGCCUGGACGGAUUGAGGGGAGAGCUGAAACUCUUGGGGCCCGUGAGGCUGAAGAGGGAGGCAUUUAGUUGCACCAUUGUUGAUAGCGCGGGAGAUGUCAGGAGAAGGCAGAGGGGGGUGUUCAGGACUAAUUGUCUUGACUGCCUCGACCGCACCAAUGUCGUCCAAGCUCUCCUCUCCGAGACAUUGCUCGAAGACUUCUUCGACCGCGCUUCUCGCAUGCGCGACACUUUCCAACCUUUCACAGGCCCUGCCCAUCCAAUUUGGUCGCACCAUCGCGUCCUCUGGGCCGAGAAUGGGGAUGCGCUGUCUCGCAUCUACGCCGGCACGGGCGCGCUCAACACGACCUAUACCCGCACAGGGAACGCAAAGAAGACUCUAGGCUCCUUCCUCAGUGACGCAGCGAAGAGUGCUGGUCGUAUGUAUAUCAACAAUUUCCAGGAUAGGGGCAAACAGAACGUCAUUGAUGCCUUGCUGGGGAACAUGGCCAACCAGCGGUCCGUGGAGGUGUAUGAUCCACUGCAUGACGGCGUAGCUGCGGAGCUGAACUCGAGGCUGGAUGAGUUUGCGACAAAGGAGGAGAUUACCGUCUUCACAGGUACAUGGAAUCUCAACGCUCGGCCACCUGGUAAUGAAUCGUUGCUCCCUUGGCUCUGCCCUAGCGGUGAAGAGGUGGAACCGGACAUCUACGCACUCGGCUUCCAGGAGAUCGUGCCCCUCUCACCGCAGCAGAUCUUGCUUACCGACCCGGCGAAAUUGCGCGUCUGGGAGGGGGUCAUCAUGGAUGCACUGGAACGGCGUGCAAGCAGCAGCAAAGAGAAGAAGGGCGAGUAUGUGAUAGUGCGCAGCGAGCAGCUGGUUGGUACUGCCCUCGUGCUCCUCGUCAAGAGCACACACCUCAAUAAGAUCCGCAGCGUCGAAGCCACGAGCCGCAAGACUGGCUUGAAAGGCAUGUCAGGAAACAAGGGCGGUGUAGCCAUCCGACUCAAUUUCAACGACUCGACGCUGUGUUUUGUCACGGCUCAUCUCGCCGCUGGCCAUUCGAAUGUCGACGAGCGCAACGACGACUACUGGACCAUCUCGCGCGGCUUGACCUUCCAGCGCGGUCGAACAUUACAGGGCCACGACCACGUCUUUUGGCUCGGUGACUUCAACUACCGCAUUGAUAUGCCCAAUGAGCGGGCACGCUAUCUCGCCCGCCAAAGGGACAUAGGCACGCUUUACGAGCACGAUCAGCUGCACAGGAGUCGUGGAUUAGUCUUUACUGGAUUCGAAGAGGGGCCGAUUCGUUUCCUGCCGACAUACAAGUACGACGUGGGCACGGAGAAUUACGACUCAUCCGAGAAGCAACGUGUGCCGGCGUGGACGGAUCGGGUGCUCUAUUCGGUCAACAAUGUCGGGUCAGCUGGAGGAGGCGAGGGGCAUCAGCUGCGUCAGAUGGUCUACGACCGCGCUGAGCUCAAGACGUCCGACCAUCGGCCGGUCUAUGCGAUAUUCAGGGCGGAGGUGAGGGUAUUUGACAAGGAGAAGCGUAACAGGAUGCGAAAGGAGAUCCUGAUGAGGGCGUCCAAGGGAAGCAUGGCCGGCAGAGGGACCAAUGGGCAGCAUCGCGGUGAUGAUGAUGACGACGAUGACGACGAUGACGACGAGCUGGACCUGCCCGACCCCAGCUCGCCAAUCACUUCAAGCAGCGGUAGGGCGAAUUGGUUUGACUCACGUGCGGCGAGCGGGACGUCGGAAGUUGACGAUGGCGAGGACGAGGACGAGAAGAGCGGCGACGAUGAGGAUGGCAACCCUUUCCUCGCUGGCGGGGUAGGCCUCGACGCGCGCCGUCGCAUAGAGGAGGCCAUGGCCACCUCCUCCUCCUCUCCUCGGUCAUCGACCUCGACGAGCGGCCGUGCACCGCCACCGCCACGCCCGCCCAAGCCAGCCUCCGUAACGAUGAACCCUCGCAAGUCACAGGAUGAUUUUUACCUUUCGACGGGCACAAAUCCAGCGCCGAUGACCUCAGCAUUGCCUGCAGGGGUACAGGUCAGCGAUACAGAGGGCGCCAGAAAUAAGCCCUCUGUCCCUCCUCGGCGGCCGGCUAUGCUGGCUCGCAGCACCAGCUACGGUGGGGCAGACGUCGUCGGGAGAGAGCAGAAGAGCCUGUUGGACGAUUGAGCAGAGAGAGAGCAAAUAAUACCACGAAGCUUUGGUCUGUC